Molecule: messenger RNA, 3645 nt
Organism: Brienomyrus brachyistius
Lineage: Eukaryota; Metazoa; Chordata; Actinopteri; Osteoglossiformes; Mormyridae
Product: protein transport protein Sec24D-like
Exons: 24
Coding region: 224-3361 (1045 amino acids)
Biological process (GO): intracellular protein transport; endoplasmic reticulum to Golgi vesicle-mediated transport; COPII-coated vesicle cargo loading
Cellular component (GO): endoplasmic reticulum exit site; COPII vesicle coat
Molecular function (GO): zinc ion binding; SNARE binding
Source: RefSeq, a predicted model, not a curated record
UGCGAACGAGGAACCGGCGCUGUGUCUGAGUUUGACGUGGCACUCCGCUCACACUUGGGCGUUCAUAGAGAAAAGCAGUCAGCCAGCCCUUCCCGUUAUACAGUCUACUUUCUGCGAAGAGAAGAAAAAGUCCUUGUAAAUCCACACCCCCUCUGGUCCGCUUGCUUUGUGCUGGUUGAUUGAAACAUCGCCCCUUGGUAUGAGACAAGCCUGACGACCAGCAAUGAGUCAGCAGGGAUAUGUUGCCACAACGCCCCUCUCCCAGGCCCAGCCUGGUAUGGGGGGGUACCAUUCUGGCUUUGGGACACCAGCUUCUCAGCCUCUCUAUGGGCACUAUGGAGCCGGCCCUCAGUUUCCCGCAGGGCUGUCAGGUUCUCCCAGGCACCUGCCUCCAUCUGUCUCAGGCGGGCCCUCAAAUCCAGGCCCCCCCCCAUUCAGCCACGCCGGCCCACAGGGCGGCAUGCAGUCCCAGAGGUUUCCCGCUCCUGCCAUCUCUGCCUCCCCCAUUUCCCCAUAUGGCCAGACUCCAUUGCCCGCCCCUCACAGCCUGCCCAGCCAAGCUCCUCCACCAGCAGACACAUCGUGUCCUUCCCCAGUUCGGCUGCUUGCCGGUCAGAUGGAAACCAUGCAUGUCGGUGGAUACGGCCAUGUUCAAAUGCAGAGUGCUCCGUUACACACUGGGACCACUGACCACCAGUUCCACCCACCCACAUCACCACCCGCCAUGGGUCACCAUGUUCUACCUUCACCUCAGCCCCAAGGCCCUCCCUCUACUCUCGGAGCCCCGUCGCUAUUGGCCGCCCCCCAGCCCGUGGGUGCCAUGACGACAGCUCAACAUAUGAGAAUGUCUGGCUCUUUCUCUGGGCCUGGCCCUCAUGGCAGCAGUGGAUUUGCACAGCCCCCAGGAACUCCUGGAACACCUGGGUUCUCACCUCAAGCAGGCACCUACGGCGGGCAGGUAUCUGCGGCUCAGCCCCCGUUCCCUGGCACCUUUCCUGGAGGAGCUGCACAGAUGGCCGGACCCCCUCAGAAGAAGCCCGACCCAGACUCCAUUCCCAGCCCGACCCAAGUCAUGGAGGAUGAGCGGAGCAGGCGGGGGGGUCAGGUGUACAGUACCAACCUCCGAGGCCAGAUCCCUCCUUUGGUCACCACCGACUUCAUGGUCCAGGACCAGGGCCACACCAGCCCCCGGUUCAUCCGCUGCACGGCCUACUCCUUCCCCUGCACGGCCGACAUGGCCAAACAGAGUCACAUCCCCCUGGCCGCAGUCAUAAAGCCCUUUGCCUCUAUCCCAAACAACGAGACUCCCCUGUACGUUGUAGACCACGGCGAGGCCGGCCCACUCCGCUGCAACCGAUGCAAGGCCUACAUGUGCCCCUUCAUGCACUUCAUUGACGGGGGGCGCCGGUACCAGUGUGGCUUCUGUAGCUGCGUUAAUGAAGUGCCAGCUUCCUAUUUCCAGCAUCUGGACCACAUGGGCCGAAGGGUAGACGUCUACCAGAGGCCCGAACUGUCGCUGGGCUCCUAUGAGUUCAUUGCCACUCUGGACUACUGCAAGGACAACAAACCCCCCAGCCCACCGGCGUUCAUCUUCAUGAUCGACGUGUCCUUCACCACUAUCAAGCGAGGCCUGGUCCGCUUGGUGUGCGAAGAGCUGAAGACGCUGCUGGACCGGCUGCCCAGGGAGGAGGGGGCCGAGCGGUCUGCCAUCAAGGUGGGCUUCGUCACCUACAACAAGGUCCUGCACUUCUACAACGUGAAGAGCUCCCUGGCACAGCCCCAAAUGAUGGUGGUGUCCGACGUGGCCGAGAUGUUCGUGCCCCUGCUGGACGGCUUCCUCGUCGACUUCCAGGAGUCCCGCUCCGUCAUCAGCAAUCUGCUAGACCAGAUCCCUGACAUGUUUGCCGACACCAGUGAGAGCGAGACCGUGUUUGCGCCCGUCAUCCAGGCCGGCGUGGAGACCCUGAAAGCUGCAGAGUGCAGCGGCAAACUCUUCAUUUUCCACUCCUCUCUCCCAACUGCCGAGGCCCCUGGGAGACUGCGGAACAGGGAGGACAAGAGGCUCAUUAACACGGAGAAAGAGAAGUCUCUCUUCCAGCCAGCGAGGGGCGCCUACGAGCAGCUGUCCAAGGACUGUGUGUCUAGCGGCUGCUGUGUGGACCUCUUCCUCUUCCCCAGCCAGUAUGUGGAUGUGGCCAGUAUGGGGGACGUCCCGCUGCACACCGGGGGGUCCGUCUACAUGUACCCCAACUUCCAGGUGGAAGCCGACAGCGACCUUUUCCUGAGCGAUCUGAGAAGUGAUGUGAAGCGGCCGAUCGGAUUCGACGCGAUCAUGCGCGUCCGGACCAGCACGGGCUUCCGGGCCACUAACUUCUUUGGGUCCAUCUACAUGAGCAACACCACCGACGUGGAGAUGGCCGCUGUGGACUGCCACAAGGCCAUCACCGUGGAGUUCAAACACGACGACACACUCAGCGAGGACACUGGCGCCUUGCUGCAGUGCGCACUGCUGUACACCACCGUGGGCGGCCGGAGGCGGCUGCGAAUCCACAACCUCGGCCUCAACUGCUGCUCCCAGCUGACCGAUCUCUACAAGAGCUGCGAGACUGAUGCCCUCAUCAACUACUUCGCCAAAUCAGCAUACGGCGCCAUGCUGAACCAACCGCUGAAGGGGGUGCGAGAGGGCUUGGCCAGCGAGGCGGCCCACAUGCUGGCCUGCUACAGGAAGCACUGCGCUGCCCCCUCGGCCAUGAGCCAGUUGAUUCUGCCCGAUGCCAUGAAGGUGUUCCCGGCGUAUAUGAACAGCCUCCUGAAGAGCGCCGCCCUUGUGGCCAGUGUGGAACUCUCCACAGAUGAUAGGGCUCUGCAGAGGCUGACAGUGUUGGGCAUGGGUGUGGAAGAGACUCAAGCCCUCUUCUACCCACGCCUCAUUCCACUGCAUGACGUUGACCCAGUUUCCACGGGGAUUCCGCCACCCGUGCGCUGCUCUCGGGAACGCCUCAGCGAACAGGGACUCUACCUGCUGGAAGACGGCCGCCAGAUCAUCCUGUGGCUAGGCCAGGCCUGCCCCCCUACUCUAGUACAAAGCAUCUUCGGUGUGCCGUCCUUCGCCCACGUCAGCACCGUUGUGGGCACCCUGCCAGAAUUGGACAACCCACACUCUAAGAGGCUCCGUGCAGUCAUCGACCUCAUCACCCAGCAAAGGCCCUACUCCAUGAAGCUCCUGGUGGUCAAGCAGAAGGAGAAGAACGAGGCUCUGUUCCUUCAGCGGCUGGUGGAGGACCCCGGGCUUCACGGCGGCCCCUCCUACAUGGACUUCCUGUGCCACGUCCACAGAGAGAUCCGGCAGAUUCUCACCUGACCCCCAUCGCCCAAUCGGGCUCCUGCAGGCCCCAGCCUGCUUCUCCCAGGGGUUCCACCAGACAGCUGAGCUGGAUCAGAGUCUUCUCUGUCUGCGCUAUAGCAAACAGCAUUUAUGCAAAGUUCUUUAAUCGCACACCUUCGAAGAGCCACAACUGCCCGCAUACACAUUCUGAAGGCGAUUGACAUAAGGGCACCUGCCUCUAUACACCACGCAGUAUGGGGAUCACCAGAUGUAGCUCUUCACAGUAAUGACUGGAUGCUUUGCUUGUAAGUCAGAUGGAC